AUGAAGCGCGAUCAAGACAUCAAAGCUUUUCCUAUUAAUAAAAAUACCCAGGACAAAGAGCGCCUUCGGGCAUCUCUCGCACCAAACAUCAUUGCAGACUAUACACUCGUCGUUCCUGAAUGGGGUCAACAAACUUUCACUGCAGACGCUUUCGUAGAAGAAUGGCUCGGCCCUAAGAAACUCGGAGUGAAAGCUCUCGCAACCCAACAUCUGUUAGGAGCGCCCUAUUUCAAGAGUGUUACCGACUCAGAAAUUAUUGUAGUAUGGCAGCAACUAGCGAGUCAUGCGCGGAGAGAAGUAGGCGAGGAUUACAAUCACCCGCAUUGUAAGAUUGGGGAAACAUCGGAUGGGAGAUCGUAUAUGCAACAGACAUUUGUGAAGGUAGAGGGGCAGUGGAGGAUUUCGGUUAUUAAGCCGGAGGUGAUAUAUCAUACGGGUGAUCUCAUGGCGUUGGGAAGACCAAAUGAGUAA
Molecule: messenger RNA, 471 nt
Organism: Botrytis byssoidea
Lineage: Eukaryota; Fungi; Ascomycota; Leotiomycetes; Helotiales; Sclerotiniaceae
Exons: 1
Coding region: 1-471 (156 amino acids)
Biological process (GO): melanin metabolic process
Molecular function (GO): scytalone dehydratase activity
Source: RefSeq, a predicted model, not a curated record